AUGAAUACAGUCUUUUUAGCUGAGAUAUUGUCAGCAAUUAUUUUCUUUGCCUCACUGCUCUACAAAAGAUGGAUCUUGAGAGGUCCUAAAAGAAUUAUUCCAGUUGAUUGGCCAGUUGUUGGUAUGUCAAUAUCGCUAUUUCAAAAUAGAAAUCGCAUCCACGAAUAUCUGACAGACAUUUUAAGAAAUACUGAUGGCACAUUCCACAUCAAAGGCCCUUGGUUUUCUAACAUGGAUCUUUUCACGACCUGCGAUCUUACUAAUACACACUACAUGUUGAGCAAAAAUUUCACCAAUUACCCAAAGGGUCGUGAUUACGCCAGAAUCUUUGAUGUUUUGGGUGAAGGUAUUUUCAAUGUCGAUCACAAAGCAUGGGAAGAUCAGAGAAAGACUGUUCAAUUUUUACUUGGUCAUCGCAAUUUUCAUCCGUUUGUGCAGGAUACUACCUGGAAAAAAGUGGCCAGUGGCCUACUUCCAGUUCUUGACAAUGUCUUGGAGAAAAGAAAUGAGGUGGAUUUACAACAAGUUUUCCAGCGUUUCACGUUUGAUGCAACCAGCAUUCUUGUCUUGGGCCAUGAUCCUGCUACUCUUACAGUGGAUUUUCCAGAUGUUCCAUAUGAGAAGGCCUUUGGCGAAGCAGAACAAGCAGUGCUAUAUCGGCACAUCCUGCCUGAAUUCUUUUGGAAAUUUCAGAAGUGGCUUCGAAUAGGAAAAGAAAAGAAACUUGCUGAUGCUGCUCUGGCCAUUGACAAUUUUAUACUCCACUGUGUCACAUUGAAGAAUGAGGAACUGCAAAGAAUGGAAAAAGGCGGUGAAUGCCUGGAUAAUCACCAUGACUUGUUGACAAGCUACAUUAUGGACCUGGAUGAAAAUGCAAGUGUGUUCGACAAGAGUUUGAGAGAUAAGGUACUAAGUUUAUUGUUUGCAGGUAGAGACACAGUGAGUGCUGCUCUUACUUGGCUCUUCUGGCUCAUUGCAACCAACCCUUUCGAAGAAUACAAAAUCCACAGAGAAGUUUCAACACUUCUGAACAAGAAAGGAGAGGGAAACUGGAGAAUUCUUGAUAAGGAGGAGCUGAAGUCAAUGGUUUAUCUGCACGGAGCUAUAUGUGAGGCCUUACGCCUGUAUCCUCCAGUUCCUCUCCAGCACAAAGGUCCAGUUCAAUCCGAUGUCCUCCCAAGUGGCCAUCGCCUUAAGAAGCACACAAAAUCAGUCCUUUCCUUCUACUCAAUGGGGAGAAUGGAGUCCAUAUGGGGAAAAGAUUGCUUAGAUUUCAAGCCCGAAAGAUGGAUUACAGAAAAAGGAGGGAUCAGACAUGAGCCAGCUUAUAAGUUCAGUGCCUUCAAUGCAGGGCCUAGGUCAUGCUUAGGCAAAGAAAUGACAUUCAUGCAAAUGAAAAUUGUGGCAGCCUCCAUUAUGUUUCAUUACAAGAUUCAGCUAGUAGAAGGCCAAUCCAUUUGUCCUAGUGAUUCAGUCAUACUUCACAUGCUGAAUGGAUUGAGAGUCAGAGUUACCAGACGAUCUGCAACGUAA
Messenger RNA from Daucus carota subsp. sativus, 1533 nucleotides. RefSeq names its product alkane hydroxylase MAH1-like. Bases 1 to 1533 code for a protein of 510 amino acids. NCBI's taxonomy places the organism in Eukaryota, Viridiplantae, Streptophyta, Magnoliopsida, Apiales, Apiaceae. The record is from RefSeq and is a predicted model, not a curated record. The transcript has a single exon. Gene Ontology annotation, molecular function: monooxygenase activity; iron ion binding; oxidoreductase activity, acting on paired donors, with incorporation or reduction of molecular oxygen.